AUGUGUUUACCAAGACGAAAAGAAGAUUUGUCAACAGAUGAUGAAAAAUUUGAGCUAAAGGAUGAUGCUAGCAAUUGCUGCAAUAACUUGUCCUCAGAAGAGACAUUGUCAUAUGCGAAGAUCCCCUGUAAAUAUGAGUUCGGUAUUGAUGAAACGAAGUAA
Messenger RNA from Ilex paraguariensis (yerba mate), 162 nucleotides. Lineage: Eukaryota; Viridiplantae; Streptophyta; Magnoliopsida; Aquifoliales; Aquifoliaceae. The record is from the annotation of a GenBank genome assembly.